AUGAGCGCCUCCAAAACAACCCCCGCCGUGGCGGAAACGGCGUUGGAGUUGCCAACGACGAAACGCCGCAGCAGGAAAUCCUCUUCCAGUUCCAAUCACGGCAUCAUCUCUGACGCAACGAUCCUUCGUGGGGUUCGAAAAGAGUUCCUCCGCACCCUUCCUUUUUGGAGGUGCUACGUCGACAUGAAACGACGGGUGAAAUCGAACCCGGUCCUUUUGGGUUGCGAGAUCUCGUUGCUUUGUCGUCUUCCCUGUGAGGUUUUUUCCGGGGUGGAUGUCGUGUGGGCCGCGACGGAGGCCCGAAUUCAGGUGAAAAUUUACCUGAAAAGACCUCGCUCGGACGAUCGGGCCGUUAGCGACCCCCAUCCGGGUGCGGAGGCGUCUCCCUCACGCGUUUGGCGGGCGGUUCGGCUAGAAGAGCACCGUUGGAAGCUGGGAACCAUGCACUUCGUCCACCACGACGCGCACCACAACGGCAAAGGGGAUUCCCGAAGUUAUCACAUCCAAUCCGUUCUCUUGACAAACCAGCCUGAGGUGAUGCAGUGCGUUGCGGGGACGAUGGUGAGCUUUGCGUUUUUAACGUAUUCCUCGCUUAUGUAUCUCGAUCAUAAAAUUAGCGGCGGGGCGGGGGGCUCUCCCGUCGCCAAGAAAUCCUCCUCGGAGGAUCCCACUCCGAUGCUUUCAAACGGUGGUGGGGUUUCGAGCGAGGUAGGAGGUUUCAUCGCGCGAUUUCACGCGUUCUGCCCUCCCCCACUGCGGCGGGUGCUGAUUUUAGGAAUGGGCGGCAACAGCAUUGCGGUCAGCCUUCGCUACGCCCUCGGUGCGGCGGUAGAGCUGCACGUGGUGGAGAUCGAACCCGCCGUCGUGCGGGCCUGCGAGCGCGCCGGAACACUGCCGAAGGGCGACGACGACGGGAACUUUCACGUUCACCUCGAGGAUGCCGUGCGGUGUUUAAAAGGCACCCUCGCGACGACCUUGUUUGAUAUGAUUUUCAUGGAUCUCUUCGAACCAACCGAAGGGAAGAUGCGGAGCGAUAUGCGGAUUGCGAACCUUUGCUUUGAUCGCCUGCUCGUUGGCGGGUUGCUCGUCGUGAACCUCCAUCAGCUGCCGUCGUUGGCGAGUUUGAGGCCGUUCGGGCGGCUCUUCGGGAUGCGCAACGUUCAGGCGGUGGAUUUACACGGCUGGAACGAAAGCGUGAUUGUGGGGAUGAAAUCCGCGAUGACGCCGGAUUGGCGUCUUCAACGCGACGCGCCCAAAGGGGAGGGAGAGGGGGAGGGGGGGGGAUCUCGUGAGUGUUCCUCACGGGAUGGGCUCGUCCUGCAGUGCAGUAAACGCCUCGCCUCGGUGGUGCUCGAAUGCUAUGAGGAGAAGCUCCCCGGGUGGCUCCUCCACCCCUCGUGGCUGAAAGGCUCCAAGAAGGUCGGCCAUGGCAACGAGCAGUGCCGCAUUUGGGAUUCCUAG
Phytomonas sp. EM1 is the source of this 1461-nucleotide messenger RNA. Lineage: Eukaryota; Euglenozoa; Kinetoplastea; Trypanosomatida; Trypanosomatidae. The record is from the annotation of a GenBank genome assembly.